Bufo bufo (common toad) is the source of this 933-nucleotide messenger RNA. RefSeq names its product olfactory receptor 6B1-like. The transcript has a single exon. The coding region runs from base 1 to 933 and encodes 310 amino acids. Gene Ontology annotation, molecular function: olfactory receptor activity; G protein-coupled receptor activity. Gene Ontology annotation, biological process: G protein-coupled receptor signaling pathway. Gene Ontology annotation, cellular component: membrane. The record is from RefSeq and is a predicted model, not a curated record. NCBI's taxonomy places the organism in Eukaryota, Metazoa, Chordata, Amphibia, Anura, Bufonidae.
AUGGAAGGGAAUGGUAAUCUAUCAAAUAUCAUCACUACAUUUAUUAUUAUCGGAUUCCCCUCUUCUCAUUCUAUUCAGAUUCUCUUCUUCUUCAUUUUUCUCUUCAUGUACAUCUUGACCACAGUUGAAAAUCUUCUAAUAAUUAUCAUCAUCUGGAACAGUCGAAAUCUACACAAACCCAUGUACUUCUUUCUUGGAAACCUGUCCUUCUUGGAAGCAUGGUAUGUAACAGUCACAGUUCCCAAGCUACUAUCUAUAUUUUUGACAGAAAAUAGGCAGAUUACAUUCACAGCCUGCAUGACACAACUUUACUUUUUCCUCUUCUUGGGCUGUGCUGAAUGUGUCCUCUUAACAGUUAUGGCAUUUGAUCGAUUUGUAGCUAUCUGCUACCCUUUACAUUACAUCACUAUAAUGAACUGGAAUUUUUGCUUUGUUCUGGCGUUCUGCACCUGGUUUACUGGCUUUGUGAUAUCUCUGAUUAAGAUUUAUUACAUUUCUCAGCUUACUUUUUGUCAGUCAAACUUGGUCAACCACUUUUAUUGUGAUGUGUCUCCACUACUCAAUUUGGCCUGCACAGACAUGAAGCAAACUGAAGUUGUAGACUUUAUUCUUGCCCUAAUAAUCCUUUUAGUACCACUCUUACUUACUUGCCUUUCAUAUAUGUGCAUUUUGGCAACAAUAAUUCGAAUCCCAAAUUCCAGUGGCCGUAAAAAAGCUUUCUCCACUUGUGCUUCUCAUUUGGUUGUUGUUGUCAUCCUCUAUUCAACCACCCUUUUUAUGUAUGCUAGGCCAAACAAGGCUCAGUCUGUAAAUUUCAACAAACUGGUAUCUGUUGUUUACACAGUGGUGACGCCUUUCCUCAAUCCGAUCAUCUAUUGCCUAAGAAACAAGGAAGUGAAGGAGGCCAUCUACAAGCUUCUCUUUAGAAACUGA